Messenger RNA from Cuscuta campestris, 945 nucleotides. The record is from the annotation of a GenBank genome assembly. Lineage: Eukaryota; Viridiplantae; Streptophyta; Magnoliopsida; Solanales; Convolvulaceae.
GAAAAAGGUCGCGGAUAGGUUCCUUAUCCGACCUCCACCAAACCACCAACUACUGCUACUAUACUAUACACUCAAUUCAACAUCAAAACUUGAAUCCAGAAGAAAACACCUGAUCGAGAAAAGAAGCAGAUCGACCUAGAGAGAAGAAAAGUAUGGCGUCUCUGAGCUUUACAGCUUUCAGUUUGAGUUCGAAACCAUCAUCUUGCAGCGUUCGGAUGUCAAAAAGAUCACCAAGGCAGCUUCAAUCGGCGGCGGCAGGUACAGCCGCGCCCAGCCCUAGCGGCGGCAGCGGGGGAGCGAAGUACAAGGGAACGCACAUGAGGGAGACGAAGCUGGCGGAGAUGAUCGAGAAGAAGGUGAUAGAAGCCAAGGAGAUAUGCGGGGAGGACGAGACUUCGGACGAGUGCAAGGUGGCUUGGGACGAGGUGGAAGAGGUGAGCCAGGCCAAGGCCGAUCUCCGCCUCAAGCUUCAGAAGAAACAAGAUCCUCUCGAAUUCUUCUGCCAGGACCACCCCGAAACCGACGAGUGUGCCAUCCCCGACGAAGAAGAAGAAGAAGAUUGAUGUGAUGCUCCUCAAUUGGAAUUGAAAUUGACGAUUUCAUCUCCCAUGUAAGCUAUUGUAAUAACUGUAAGUGUGCUUUUGUUUGAUAAGAUUCCAUAUUACGACUGUAUGAUGCAUAAAUCAAAACCACCGUUCCUGCUUGUAUUGUAUAACUUAACCGUUUCCUUCCAUCUCUGUAUACUCCCUAUCUGUUUCGCAAAUCAUCCCCGCCGGAGAUCGCUUUUGAGACCCGCCGGUACCCUAGCCAACAGCCAGGGCAUAGCCGAUUUUGGUCUGGCCUUCGCUUCCGUUCCUAAGUAAUGGGCUUCUUUGCUCGUUUAGCGGACCAGGCCUUUGUGUUUGUUCGCUAGUCAAAUUUGGGCCUGUUCGCUGGCAAAUUCUU